GUGACGUACUAGUGUUUUGAAUCGUGCAGGCUAACCACCGGCAGCACGGAUAGCAAGCAAACACCAUCCCCUUCACACAUUUGGGGGUAACUGUGAGCUUCAUGUCCCUAUAAUAUCUGCCACAAAGGAGAACGCAAUGGAACUCCACAAAAUCAUCCACAGUGUGAUGUACGAAUUUAUUCAGGCUUACAUUCCUGACGCAGAUCUCAGCACACUGGAUGAUGUUCUUCUGUUUUACAUCACUGGAGUCCUGGAGGAUCUGGGCUCCGAGCAGAGUGUUGAGGAGAACUUAGACGUGGAGGACUUUGCAGAAAUGCUAGAAGCUUACAUACCUGGCUUUGCUGAAAUUGACAGUGUCAAGGUCUGUGAAAUGAUGUUCAAUCUAGCCUCAAAACUGGCAACUGCUCGGACCUCAGAAAUUGUUGAGCUUAAGGCAAGGACAGAAGAGAUUUCCUUGAAACUCCCCACCCUGCCCAGUGAACCUCCACCAGCGGAAACGCAGUGCCUUAAAACACAGACAGAGGGCGCCACUGCCAAGCAACCAGUGUCUAAGUGGGAGUCCCAGGAGCAGCAUCUGUUGGAAAUGUUUCCAAAGUGCAGUCUGUCCGAUGCUCGCAGCGCCCUGUGUAUUGCCAAAGGAGACAUCGAGGAAGCUGUGCGCCUUAUCAUAGAGGGCGACGUCCAACUCAGCCAAACUCCUCUUAACGUAAACCCCGGGAAGAGUAUUUCCUCAGUGCCAGACGAAAAACUUAAAGAGAACAUCCUUGAGAAGUACAUGUUGGUUGACAGGGAUGAGGAUAAAAAAACACACAGGCCUUUGCCCCCUAAAGAGGCUCCGAAGAAGCUAGUUCGGUACCACGGUAACCAGGUGGUAACCACAAAAGGAGAGCGCUAUCAGCUGGUGAAGAAAGACGAUGAAGAGGACAUGAAGAAGACGUAUGUCAACCUGAAGCCUGCACGAAAGUACAGAUUCCAUUGAUGAUGAGCACAACAGUGAAUACAGUGCUGGGAAAAGGCUCGGUCAAUCCUUGAGAAUGGGACAAUUUGUUGUGCUACGAAAUGGUUUUUAAAUAAAAAAGUAUUUUCUGAAACUUUUUUUUAAUGCCAAUUUGUACAGGGGCUAUCUUCAGCAUUCCUCACCUAAGAAUGUAUUUAUGGUUGCCCUGAGUUAGGGAUUUAGUUGAAAGGUUACUUAAAUUGAACCCACAGUUUAUUUUACUAGAAUAACACCAUCAUUUCAGUACUGAGUGUCGACCCAAAACAACGAUUAUCUGGAUAACGUUGCGAACAAAUCUGUGUUUUUUGUCAAUUUGUUCCAGAUUUUAGCAAAAAUAUUCAGAUAGCUUUUUCAGGAGAUCUAUGGUGAACAAGGUUGUGGGCUUUGGAGGCGGAUAAGUUCAACCUUGAAUUGUCCUCAUCACAAUUAGCUCUGCUGCUAACACUCGAAGUCCUGAUUAAAUGCUAAUUAAUUUUCUAGCACAACAAAUUCAAGUCUCAAGAGGUGCAGAAACUGUUACAGCACUAUAAUGUUUGACAUAUUAAAAUGGAGCACUGUGGUUGCCCGCUAAAUGUUAAGCGAAACAUGCUGCCGAAGGACUUGAUUUUGAAGUUCGUUCCAAUAGAAUUAUCUCUAUUUUUAGUAAAGCUGUUUAGAAUUGCUAAUUCUCCAAUCAAGUAUCUAUUGUGAAGAGGGCCGUUGUGUGCUUUAAGGGUCUGUUAACAUGAUGUUGGCCCUCUAUCACAGCUCCUCUCAUCUCAUUUGUGUUGUGAAUUUAGCUUCGCUUGUAAUUGUUGGUUGUGGAUAUUUUGAUUACGAUUGGUUUCUCUUUUUUUUUUUGUCAGUUGUUUUGGGAUAAAUGCGUUAGUCAGAAGGUUUUUCUGGGUUUUUUCCAAACAUAUACCGUUGUUUUUUGUUGUGUUCCACUGUACAACUAUAACUGGCAACUAUAAGUAUUGUUUUUGAUUGGUGGUUUUUCUGAGGUAGUUGUAAUGCAAUGAGUGUUGAAAAGAUGUGUUGUUACUGCAGCAAACGUGUCUUUAGUUACUUUAUGAAGCUCCCAAGUCAAGUUUUUUCAGAGUUUGAACACUGCGCUACGAGAAAACUAACGCACUAUUUGUAGUAAAUAAAUACUAAUUUUUGUAUA
This is a messenger RNA of Notothenia coriiceps (black rockcod), 2144 nucleotides long. It is a transcript of the gene cuedc2, whose product is annotated as CUE domain containing 2. Bases 137 to 979 code for a protein of 280 amino acids. The transcript is spliced from 10 exons. The record is from RefSeq and is a predicted model, not a curated record. Lineage: Eukaryota; Metazoa; Chordata; Actinopteri; Perciformes; Nototheniidae.